GCACUGGCAGUUUGUGCAACGCCGCCAGUGCAUAGACUACAACAAAAAAAGUUUCGGACGGUCGCGGAGUGCGCAGGAAAAAUUUAAAAACGUGUUGUGCGUUCGAAAUUUUGACGUGAGUGCGUGUUGAUUUUGGUGGUUGCUGAGAAGAUAUAUUUUUUCAGACACAAUGGGUUCUCUGCCUCGGGUCUCAGUGGUGUCGGGUGCGCGGCGUGCGGUCCCGGGGGCUCCGCUGCCGUCUCACCUGGCCCGUCUUGAUUGUAGCGACUCUAACGCUCUCGUGUACUCUGAUGAGACCGGCACGGCGCGCGUAACCUACGCACAACUGGCGGCGCGCUCGAACGCGUUGGCGCGUGCGUUGGCGUCGCGUGCGCGCGGCACCGGCGCUAACCAGGAUGGCGACUUUGUAGUCGCCGUGUGCAUGCAGCCUACACACAACACAGUGAUGGCGCUCCUCGCGUGCUGGAAAGCCGGAGCCGCCUACGUGCCCAUGGAGCCCAGCUUCCCCCAGCAGCGCAUCAACCACAUAUUGCAGGACGCACAACCUGCCCUGGUUAUCUACGAUGACCGCUGCAAACCCUCAAUGUUCGCCGCCACUGGCGUGCCGUCAGUCUCGUUCGAGGAGCUGGCGAUGGAAGCAAGUGGUCUUUCUGCGGAGACCCUGAACCCGAUGGAGAUGCUGGCUGACUCCCGGGUUGAUAGCAUUGCCAUCGUGCUGUAUACUUCUGGAAGCACUGGAGUGCCUAAAGGAGUCCGUCUUCCGUACUCCGCCAUCUGCAACCGCCUGUGGUGGCAGUUCCACAUGUUCCCGUUCACGGAAACAGAAGCCACCUGCGUCUGGAAGACCGCUCUGACAUUCGUGGACUCGGUUUGUGAGAUUUGGGGUCCGCUGCUGCAUGGACGGUCUUUGCUGAUCCUGUCGAGGGAGAUGACUAGAGACCCGCAAAAGUUGGUGCGGGUUUUGGCUGAGAACCAGAUACAACGACUGGUCCUCGUCCCAACCCUCCUUCGCUCGAUCCUCAUGUACCUCUCCCUAAACCGCUCGGAACGCCCACUUCAGAACCUGAAACUCUGGGUCUGCUCCGGAGAAACCCUCAACAAGGAGCUGGCUGCCCAGUUCUUCCAGUAUUUUGGAGACCACAGCGGUUAUAAGUUGGCGAAUUUCUAUGGGAGCACUGAAGUUAUGGGAGAUGUGACGUAUUACGUGUUGGAGAAUACUGCGCAGUUGGAUAAUCAUAAUACCAUCCCGAUUGGUAAUCCCCUGGACAACUGCGAAGUAUACUUACUCGAUGAGGAGAUGCACCCAGCGCGCGAGUCCGAGGUCGGCGAGGUGUGGGUCGCUGGGGCCAACCUGGCGUGUGGAUACGUGGGUGGACAGGCGCCUGACAAAUUCUGCGAUAACCCUCAUGCAACAAGCGCAGACUACGGCCGCCUCUACCGCACCGGAGACUUCGGCAUGCUGCAGAAGGGAGUGAUUCUGUACGCUGGACGGAUCGACUCUCAGAUAAAGAUCCGCGGGCAUAGGGUGGAUCUGCAGGAGGUGGAACGUGCUGUUGCCGCUGUCAACGGUGUAGAGAAAGCCGUGGUCCUCUGCUACGGGCUAGCGACCGGCAACCCUGAGAUCCUGUCUUUCGUCACCAUCGAGCCAAAUGCCAAGCUUGGUUCACAUCACAUCGAGGCUGCUCUGAAGAAUGCCCUUACCUCCUACAUGAUACCUCAGGUUAUUAUGAUUGACACCAUUCCACUGCUUGUAAACGGCAAAGUGGACAGACAAGCACUGCUGAAGAUGUACGAGAAUACUAAUAACAACGAUGACUCAGAAAUCCCGCUCGACAUCGACUAUUCCGGCGUCGACUCCGACAGCAUGGAUAAGGCCCGAGUCCUCUUCGAGACCGUUGGAGAGGUCCUCGGUCGCGCCGCCAGGGGAGCCCUAAAUGUCAGAGCGGGCUUCUACGAACUAGGAGGGAACUCUCUAAACUCUAUCUACACAAUCACUAGGUUGAGGGAUAAGGGGUAUUAUAUCGAAAUCAGCGACUUCCUGGAGGCAGCCAACCUCGGAGAGGUGCUUUCGAAGCUGUCCACCAGCCCUGACUGCCAGGGCAACAACCAGCCGAAGUUCACAGCUGAACCGAUGUGCGAUGAACACAAAGACGAUGUCAUUGAGAUGAUAGUGACCUCGUUUUACGAGAAAGCCGAGCUGGAGCAGUUCCUCCGGCACGAGAUUGAAACGCGCGACUACGCGCACUGCAUCAGCGCGUGUUGGGCCGCGCUACUACAGGCACGACUUUCCGUUGUUCUCAGAGACGACAGCGGAACUCCAGUGGCUGUGGCCUUAAACUUCGAUGCUCGUGACGAGCCAGAAAUCGAACUUACUGGCGGACUCGCCAAAAUUAUGGCUUUCCUGGAAUUCGUCGAGGGUUCUGUCAGAGACACUAUGCUCCCCGAAGGCAAAGGCGCUAUCCUCCACUCCUUCAUGAUGGCAACGGCCGAACACCUGAACGCACGCGAGAAUGUGGCCGCGAUUCGCGCGCUCGAGCAUGCUACCAUGCGCGUGGCGCGCGAGAAACGGUUCCUCGGCGUGUUUACCACCAACACCAGCCCGCUUACACAGCAACUGGGCACCGACGUCCUUGGUUUCCAAACCCUCCUCGACUACCAGAUCAACCAAUACGUGGACGAGAACGGCGCUCGCAUCUUCGGAGAGGCCCCUGAUGACAUGAGGGCCAUCGUGUGCUGGAAAACUGUUGAAUGAGCUGAGACAAUGUAGGCUUUAUUUAUAAUGUAUAUACGAUUGAGAAUCCUUUAGCUUGUUAAGUUUAUCUGCGAAAACACAACACACGUUGCAAAUGAGCAUUGUAAGUUAACUUCAAAUAUAGAUUGUGCUGUUCUAUAAGACCGUUAACUACAUUAAUUCUUCCGAGUCUUUCUAGCCUCCUAAGGCUCACGGUCCUGUCCUAGUUCGGUUUUCAAGCGAAUCGAAAUCAACGUUUUAGGUUCCUACGUUUUAGGUUCAAACUUCAGUAGCAAAUUAUGGAUUUUACAUUUGUAUUGCUGGGCCGCAGGAGGUUAGUGGAUGGCGCGAUUUUGGACAGGAUUUGAUGUUGCCAACAGAAGCAACAGACAGAUUCAGGAAGCAUUAGUGCAAAAAUGAAGAUACGAGGAGACAUAUUAAUCAGUCCAAUGAAGAAAUCAUUUGGGUGUUCUGUUUAAGGGCCCGGCCCCACUGAUGCGUUGCUUUGCGGAAUACGUGGCGUCGCGUUGUUUCGCAUAUAGGUAUUUUUAUUUGACAUGCCCAUUAAAAUGCUUUGCGACGACGACGACUCUCUUAUAUAUAAGUUUAUUGUUACUUUGAUAAAGUUGGCACAGUUUUAUCACAUCUUCCUCGUACCAAUAAGAUGAUUUAGAAGUUUGGAACUUGUACCGGACGCUACCAGUGAAAACAAUAAGACAGAGGCUUUGAAUCUGAUAACCAGUUUAGUAUUGUACUGAUAAGGUUAGUUUUAAGACAACGAAUUUAAUUGGCUUGCCAUUGGUAUUUAUAAAAACUAUGUUCUGUCAUUCCUACGUAAAUUACACGAAUCUCUGUGAAGCUAAAUAGAAUAUAUUUUGUAAUAGAUAUGGAUCUAAUCAAUAAACGGUCAGUUUCAAAAGAAUAGUCAUAAAGUAGACGCUUUUCGCACGGAGAACAGAAAUAGUUAUUUGUUAUACAAGGGUGCAAAGUUGUAUUUUACCCGCGAGUGUUUUAACACACGAGAAGUAAAAUACAUUUGCACCCGUGUGUAACACAAAACUUUUCCCCUCACUAUAGCGAGGAAAGUGCAACAUCCACAGGCGUUAGAUCAUCUUCAUCAACUGGAAUCACUAAUUUUUUUACCAUAUUAUAACAAAAAACUGGAAAUUCUGUACUUUUACGUGAGAAGUUUUUAAGUAAAAUUUUUGUUGACAAUGUUGACAUUUCUGACGUAUGAAAUGUCAAUGAUGCGUUUUGAAAUUGCAUCGACUUAACUUGUGCGUUCAGAAUUAUAUUUAACAUAAUUAUUAAAAAACAAACGUUUAUUAUGGAGUUUUAAGGUUUAUGACUUAAAAUCAUUAAAUACAGCUAAAUCUGGUAUUUUUUAUUAAAUUCUCAAACCAUUUAUUUAAUAAUAAUUAAUAUCGAACGAACCAUUAUUAUGAGCGUUUUACGUUUUGUUAUCUGUCAAGCUACUUAAACACGCUCCAUCCAAGGUCAAAUUACUUUCCCCACUAGUGGAUAAAAUGCGUUUUUCCCCGCUUGUUUUAAAGGAUAAAAGACGGCUUUCCGAGCUAGUGAGGGGAUAAAACUGUUAUGCGUGGUGGGGUGAUAAAAUUAUAACAUAAAGAAAACUAGUUUGACCGUGGUCCGUUCGUUCGUGGUUCGUGUACAAAACGAAGGUCUAGUUUCUCAUACGGUUAUACGCCCCACGUUGGGAACCAAUUUUUUUUGGGGUCACACUCGUAAUGUAUGUAAUGGGUCACACUCGUAAUCGACCAAAUCACAAAUAUCUUUCGUACAUCGUUAAACGGCAAAUGAAAAGAAAAAAUGUAUCGGGUUGACAGAUGCUACGAAAAGUCACGUGACUAUUUACGUACAUUAGAUAAGUUUCGAUUAGCGAUUUCUGUCAACGAUUGACCUCCAGAGCUAUAAACGCGAACUACUUCGUACAUAAUUCGUUUGUCUAUUUGCCUGUAUCCCUCUUGCAUAUUCGAGACAGAGGCAAAUAGACGAAACUUCGACUUCGAUGUUCGUGAAAGGCGUUUUUCAACCAAGUUUUUGAAAUCUUACGCAGCAUACUACGUAGGCGAACAACACGCGAACGCGAAGCGAAGCGAUGCGGCGCGGGGUGAAUAAAUCCUUUUAUACCCAUAUGUAGAAGUGUCCUACAUGGGCGAUCUCGUUGCGAACGCGAACGCCGUGGGCCCGCCGCGCCGCUUCGCGUUCGCGAGUUGUUCGCUUACGUAAGACGCAGCGUUACAGCUCUUGUUAAUUAUAAUGUUGUAUUACAUAGUUUGUAAUGUUUGUUUGUACCUAUGUGUAAAAUAUUGUUAUUUAAAUCUAGCUAGAUCUCUCAUAGUUGAGCAGUGAUAAUAAAUACGCUCAGGAACAAUUAAAUUGGUGUAAUUUAUCUAUAAAUUGUACCGGUUUAUAUUGUUGUUGACUAUAGAUAUAAGCUACAGCCUAAUUUGUACCUUAUUGUUUUAAUUUAAUUUAUUUAAGUGUUUAAUUAUUAAAUUAAAA
This is a messenger RNA of Cydia strobilella, 5257 nucleotides long. It is a transcript of the gene e, whose product is annotated as beta-alanyl-bioamine nonribosomal peptide synthetase ebony. Bases 170 to 2752 code for a protein of 860 amino acids. The record is from RefSeq and is a predicted model, not a curated record. Lineage: Eukaryota; Metazoa; Arthropoda; Insecta; Lepidoptera; Tortricidae. The transcript is spliced from 17 exons.